CGCCUCACUUCAGCUGCGGACACAACACAGGCAGCUUCAAAGAGCUCGUGGACCUACAGAGGCGAGGAGCGCUGUGAUGUGGUGUCACUGGGCUGUGGCGUCUGAGCAACACUUUGAUGGAGUAACACCCGCUGCUGCCGGUUAAAACUGAUCAUUUUUGGGUUUGGAAGAGAACGAGAGCGCGUGCCGCACGCGGAGACUGAAAAAAAAAAAGAAAGAAAGAAAAUGCUCUUCUAGCGCGAGCGCUGACGGGUUCGCUUCACAUAAAUUCAACUUUGGAGCCAUUAUUUGUUUCCCUUCCUUCUUGUUUCUGCUUUGGAGCCUGGAGCAACUUUUGUUUCCGUCGUGUUUUUACCUGCUGUCCGUUUGACUCGGAGCGUGAAGAGCCGUGGACGAGAUGGAGAGCGAGAAGUACUUACCGGAGCUUCAGGCGGAGAAGGACUCGUUGGACCCCUCUUUUCAGCACUCCCUGCGGCUGCUGGAGCAAGAGAUAGAAAAAAUCCAGAGAGAUGAGGGGAAGGAGGAGGAGAAGUUCAUUGACGUUGUCAUCAACAAGAACAUGAAACUGGGCCAGAAAGUUUUAAUACCAGUCAAGCAGUUUCCUAAGUUUAACUUUGUCGGCAAGCUCCUCGGGCCACGUGGGAACUCGUUAAAGAGACUACAAGAGGACACCCUCACAAAGAUGUCGAUUCUCGGAAAAGGAUCCAUGAGAGACAAAGAGAAGGAAGAAGAGCUAAGGCAGAGCGGCGAGGCCAAAUAUCACCAUCUGAAUGAAGACUUACAUGUCCUCAUCGAGGUAUUCGCUCCGCCAGCUGAGGCCUACGCCAGGAUGGGCCACGCUCUAGAGGAGAUCAAGAAGUUUCUCAUUCCAGACUACAAUGAUGAGAUCAGACAAGCCCAGCUGCAGGAGCUCACAUACCUGAACGGUGGCUCCGAGGAUGCCAAGGUGCCAUCGGUCAGGGGCAAGUCGGCAGCCCGUGGCAGGGGGACACCUGUUCCAGGGCUUCCAAGGAGUCGUGGAGGAGUUCCACCGCUGCAUGCAGCAGUUCCCCGAGGAGCAGCGCCCCGAGGAUCUCCGCCCAGCCGGGCCCCAUCCUCUAGAGGAAGAGGAGUCCAAAGAGCCAGAGGCGCCCCACCAGCUGCUGGCUACAGGGCAGCUCCACCCAUAGUGCAGGACACAUACGGUGAAUAUGAUUAUGACGACGGCUACGGAACCGCUUACGAUGACCAAGGGUACGAGUCUUAUGACAACAGCUACAGUAAUCAAGGACAAAACUCAGAUGACUACUAUGAAUAUGGACACAGCGGGGAGUCAUAUGAGUCGUACGGUCAGGAAGAGUGGGCAAACAGUCGCGGCAAGGCUCCGUCGGCGCGGACGGCCAAGGGAGCGUACAGGGAUCAGCCAUACUCCAGAUACUGAACUGUUUUUACGAGCCGCACCCCCCGAUGCCUCAUGGCGGUUUCAACCCAAGUAAUGGAUUUUUUUAUGGACGCUCCCAUCUUUUUAGAAUUGAAAACCGAAUCUGCGACGUAACAGACAAACAAAACUCUGAACUGAAAGUAUUAUAACUUGAAAAUCAUACUCUUGACUUGGAAAAGAAAAAAACCUUAAAGCAGUUUAGGUAAGCUAUUCGCCCUCUCUGCAGUAGAAUCGACAGAAAGUUAAGGCUAAAAAAAAAAAAAAGACUCCAUAGUACAUUAAGUUUCUCUCUCAGCUAUGUGAUUGUGAAGAAUGUCAUUGUAUCAGGCUAUUUUACUUGGUAAUGAUUAGUGAGCCACUGUAAGCUGUUGGAUACAAUGCUUCCACACAGCUGACAGUGCAACUUAAUUUAUCACCCUCUAUUCUUUAGACCUCUGAAAUGUUAGUAGAUUAGUUUCUAGGAAAGUGCAGUACUGUAGAUACUUUCUCCUGAAGGAUAAUUGGUGAACUUUGUGUCCCUUGUAAAUUAAACAUUUGCAAACUGAAAAAAAAGAAGAGAUAAGUCAUUCUGUAUACACAUUGUAUUGCUGUUUCUUCCUCUUUUUUAAUGUAAAAUAACAGUCCAGUUGGUGUUAAAGGGCUUAUAGAAGCAUGGUGUGCAACUGCGGACGUUACCAGCUGUUUAAAGAAGCCUGUGUAGUUGUGAUCAUUGGUUUUGCCCCCAAACAUCUCCUUAAGUCCAUUCAGAAAUAGCUGCGCCUGCUUUUUGUAUGCUGAUCCACCGUAGCUACCAAAAGCUUUGGGAGCUUUCAAAUGUCUGCCUUUCUUUUUAGAUGCUCCUGCUGAGCAUUUGUGAUGCUCCUCGUUUUUAUGCUUUUAGAGAAUAUGAAACGUGAUACAUUGCUGGUAAAAAGUUUACAUUCCCUCAUCUUAGGCAUAAAUGUCCUAAAUUAUAUCCAGGCUCAGAUGGUUACAGAUACUUCAUGUAAUUUGGUUACAUUUAGAUUUACAGGUGGUAAAGAACCUAUAGAUGUUCUGCCACGAUUCUGCCUGAACUUGUUUCUGGCACAUGAGGUAGUGGUACACUGGGGGCCCAUAUACACUGGCUGACCUUGUGACCUUUACUGCAUGUCUUCUUCCCUUUCUCUCUCUGCCCAUUUCCUGUUUGAUUACUACAAGUAAAGGUCAUUAGUGCCACCAAAAAAGAAAAGAAAAAACUUGAUAGGUUUCUUGGGACUGACCUGGCUUUCAAGCACAGUCCGCAAUUCUUGAAUAGGGAAAAGUCAGGGACAUGUUAGCCUGCUUUAUCAGCUCCAAAAUAUGUUUUGAUGUGUGUUUGGGUUCAUUGACCUGCUGGAACAUGAUGUUGUGCAAGAAAAACACAGCAUAUAUGGAUUUUAGAGCAGCUGCUAGAUUGUAAGAUGUGUUUUCUUCACAAGGCACAAGAAAAUUCUUCUUAUCUCAGCUAAUGUCAAAAACCUAAUUACAGGACCUGACUCCUGACAACAGAUAUUGUCUAUGUAGCAAACAAGAACAGUUCAGACUCUUUGUACAAUAUCUGAUGUUCACAAUACCAAGAUCUGAUUAGUAAACUGCAAAAAGGUUUGUGUAAUUUCCUGACUUUUGGAGAUUUGUUCUGCUGUGCUGAUUGACUCUGUGAGGUUUGGUUCAGCAAAACACCCAAUAGACUGGUAGAUUUGUCUUGAUUGGGGACCAAAGUUGCAACAUUUGUUCCAUUUUCAGCUGAUGAUAUUUUUUCACACUGCUUUGUGUCAAACAAUCCAAACCAAUUGAAAAACCUGGUCCCCUCCUCACCUGUGGUGGUACUGCACCGAGAACCACUGAGGCAAACGACAUGAAAAGCUCUGAAGAAGACACCGAGUACAACUGCUUUCUUCAAGAAAUGUAAACAAAAAUGGAGUGGCAGGAGAUUUUAAUGGUUGUAAGAUUUCUAUUUUUGUCUUUGGCGAAAGAACACAAACCAUUUCUCCCCCAAGCGUUAGACUCACACAUUUGCUUUGGUUGUAUUUACCCAGAAUGCCCUGUGUUAUAGUCCUCUUCCUGCUUUUGAAGCAGUCUUUGGUUCACUUGGUAUUCACAUAUGCAUUCAAACUGAACAGAGACCCAGGUUUGUAGGAAGACCUGAGUUUGUUUGCUUUUUUGGUCCACAUCAGAGUUCAAUUACCCAUUCCCACCUCCCCAAAUGAACCCGACUUUCUGGGCAAACAAACUAGAAUUCGAUUAAUGCAGAUUAAUCAGAGCUAGUUUGAAUGCACCCUAUAUCUUAAUAAGUAAUGAACCAACAGCAUGUCUAAGUUUUAACCACCUGAGCCAAGCAGCUCCCGUCAGAUGGAAGAAUGUUAAUUUGGAUGUCCAAGAACAUUAUGAAGCUAAUAAUGCAGUAUAAUGUGAUGGAACCUUAAUGUCCACAAUGAAGGCAAUUCUAUCAUGGACUUAGAAGAAUCUCUUCACAGUUGGCCAUAUGGACAAGACAAAGGCUGUCUAGAGAAAUGUUUCAUGGUUAAUAAUAAGAGUCAAUGUGAUUCAUUCAAAACAAAGAAAACUUCACAAACUGUUGUACAGACUAUUGGAAUAAUGACGACUAAACACAACUGACAAGUUCUUCAGUUUCAUCUUGGCUGCUACAUGCUUGAAACCUGGUCAUAGUUGGUUGUUGGAACAGGACAAUAACCCAAACAGCUAUUAAGCUUUGUAUUGGCCCCAACCUUUGCCACAUUGACGGAUUUAUGUAAUGUGCUUAAAAGCCGGGGCAGGGCAGGGCAAUGAGGGCAAUCAGAAUGAAUUCAACCAAUUUAGGCAGAAUUAUGCCAGAAGCUUGGUCACGAAACUGUGUAGUUUCUCUUCCACUUGCUAUGACACAUUUAACCAAAUCUAAUGGGAGUGUAUGGA
Molecule: messenger RNA, 4330 nt
Organism: Poecilia reticulata (guppy)
Lineage: Eukaryota; Metazoa; Chordata; Actinopteri; Cyprinodontiformes; Poeciliidae
Gene: khdrbs3
Product: KH domain containing, RNA binding, signal transduction associated 3
Biological process (GO): regulation of alternative mRNA splicing, via spliceosome
Cellular component (GO): nucleus
Molecular function (GO): mRNA binding
Source: RefSeq, a predicted model, not a curated record